This is a messenger RNA of Hippocampus zosterae (dwarf seahorse), 1359 nucleotides long. RefSeq names its product ADP-ribosylation factor-like 8Bb (gene arl8bb). NCBI's taxonomy places the organism in Eukaryota, Metazoa, Chordata, Actinopteri, Syngnathiformes, Syngnathidae. Gene Ontology annotation, molecular function: GTPase activity; GTP binding. Gene Ontology annotation, biological process: anterograde axonal transport; protein transport. The transcript has 7 exons. The record is from RefSeq and is a predicted model, not a curated record. Bases 112 to 672 code for a protein of 186 amino acids. Gene Ontology annotation, cellular component: lysosomal membrane.
CGUGACGCGCCCGAGCAGCUCCCUACUUCCGCUGUGGUUCGCUUGCUACGAACUUAGGACUCGAGUUAGGUCCGAAAGUCGCCGCGAUUUCGACCAGAGAGUUAUUCCAACAUGCUGGCCCUUAUCAACAGGCUUCUGGACUGGUUCAAGUCCCUGUUUUGGAAAGAAGAGAUGGAACUGACACUCGUGGGACUUCAGUAUUCCGGGAAGACCACGUUCGUCAAUGUGAUUGCCUCGGGCCAGUUCAGUGAAGACAUGAUUCCUACCGUGGGCUUCAACAUGCGCAAGGUCACCAAAGGCAACGUGACAAUCAAGAUAUGGGAUAUAGGAGGGCAGCCCCGCUUCCGGAGCAUGUGGGAACGCUACUGUCGAGGCGUCAAUGCUAUUGUGUACAUGGUGGAUGCGGCGGAUGGAGAUAAGAUGGAAGCCUCCCGAAAUGAACUCCACAACUUGUUGGACAAGCCACAGCUCCAAGGGAUUCCGAUUCUAGUGCUGGGCAACAAACGCGACCUCGCCAACGCGCUGGAUGAGAAGCAGCUCAUUGAAAAGAUGAACCUGUCGGCCAUCCAGGAUCGGGAAAUCUGCUGCUACUCGGUAUCCUGCAAAGAGAAGGACAACAUAGAUAUCACCUUGCAGUGGCUCAUCCGGCACUCCAAGUCACGGAGAAGCUGAAAGUGAAAGAGGCGCGCGGCCCCGACCCUUGUGAAUCAUCCGCAGUCAUCCCUCCAGCCGCCUCUUGUGAAGUAUUUCCGCUCCUUCCGCAGCCGCGUGGCGGCACUCUUGCAGCAACUCUUCUUUGAAACGUCAUCCGUGCGAGAAGGUGGAUUGUUGACGCCCGUGGCGCCUGGCCGCUCGUCGACGCCGAGGCGCUCGGAUGGCGCCCGCGGUCUUUUGUUCUCGUCAUUGCCCUCACGCGUGUUUUGGUGCAACGGCGGUUUUGAUCAGCGUUUGCCAAAUGAGGAUGGCGCGAAGGCCUUUCCUCGCCAAUGAGCGUCCUCGCCGUCAUUUGCCGUGCCUCAUUUGUCACGAGGCUCAAAUUCCACUUUUAAUUCCAGAAAGUAACGAGCGCUCGCCUGCCGCCUUCGGAGCUUUUAAGUGCCUUGCGGCCGAGCGAGACGCCGGUCGCCCGAGGCUGCGGCUCGCACGCGCUUAUGAAAUCGUGAGCGAUCGAUGCAAAUUCCUCGAUGACGCAACAACCGUCUCCCGUGAAUCCCAUGGAUAAUAACCACCCGGCGGCCCUCGGUUGACGCCACGCCACGCAGACAAAUUGACGACGUGUCGGUCCGUUGAUGGGUUUGAACACCUCUUGCCUUUUGCCUCGCUUUAAACGUGAAGGACACUUUGCGGCUUUCUUUGUUU